UUUGACGUGUUUGCAAGAAACAUAAUAAAAUAAAAUAAAAUGUUUUCAGUAAACUAACGUUUAGUGCGCAGGUGGACGAUGUGAUAGCCGCUAUGUCGACAGAAAGGUUGCUCGUCAUGUUUAUCAGACAUGUAUUCCUGCUCAUGUGUCUGUUUGUUCUGACGAAUGGUCUAAAUUUAGUAGAUCUUUUGAGCAAACUGAGAAGAGGAAACCCUGUCGGCGGUCCUACCAAUGUUUAUGACAGAACUGCCCCUGUAAAUACGAUGUCGUUUGGGUUCCCCGAAGGUUAUAAUAAUGCAGCAUUUCAUAGCCACAUGAUUCAACAAGCGCAACCCAGCGAACUAAAGAGCAAUUUCCACAGUCUUCUAAGACAGUUUCGGGCUAGUGGUGGUGCCGGCAGAGAUGUCCAGUCCCAUCAAAACACUAGGCACAAUGCACCAAAUAGGCACCCAUACACUCCAGCAGUGCAACAGAUUCCAAACGGACGACAGUAUUCCCCAGUGCCACAGAUUCCACAAAGGCGACAGUAUUCCCCAGUACAACAUGUUCCAACCAGGCAACAGUUGCCGCCUCAAGCACAGCAGAAACGGGGAGGAAGUUGGAUGACUACAACAUCAAACCAGAACCCUCCUGCAAGACAACAGUUCUAUCAAGGGUUCACACCGAAACAAGUAACGGUACCAAACCAAAACAGGGCACAGAUAACACGAACAACUGGAUUCACGCGGGAGCAAGCGCCCGUUACUAACUAUGGCAGAGCACAGGUCUCACAACAAACUGGAUUCACGCGGGACCAAGUACCAGUACCCAACCUUAGAAGAGCACAGAUCCCACGAACAACUGGAUUCACGCAAGAACAGUUACCCUUGUUUAACAACGUCAGAGGACAGAUCGCACGACAAAGUGGUUUCACGCAGAAACACACAACCACAUCAAGCCAAAGAGGGGUACAACAGUUCCCGCGUCAAAAAGGACUCAACCAGAAACACAUAACCAAAUCUAAUCAUGGCGCGAUACGACAGUUUGUAUCCAAAAUGAAGAGCCAAGUGUUGCCAGGAACCAGCUUUGGUCGAAUACCUACCAAACCCAGGUACACAGUUCCCGAUAUCCGACCGAGGCAAUUUUAAACAUGGACACGUCAGAGUAGAGCCUCUUGGCCAAAAUCAUACUUCAGUCGCAUCUGUAUGGCCUUAUUUAAACUUAGUUGCACUUUAGUUGAUCCUAAACCGAAGGAACAUGCAGAGGCGAAAUAUAGAGAACAUAUGAAGAGGAUCUAAUGCAACGGUGAUAAAACAUAAACAGACGUAGGCUUGGUAUGGUUAACACAUGAAAGGCGCCAGUGAAAUAAGCAUGUGGAAGUACGAGUAAAAUCUAGGAGAAUUUUUUUGACAUAAAUCGAACUAUUGGAGCUUUCUCAAAAUAUUUACCAUGCUGUUCACCAUAGGUAUUGUUUUCCGAUACUAACCUGUGACUUUGAUUGAUUCAAGAAUAGCAUUACUAAACCUUCUUGUGGCUUUUACUUUGUUUCUUGUAAUCUGUUCGUCAGUGUAUGGAUAUUGAACAUACUCUAUGUAAUAUAUAAUUGUGCUGAAACCAAAUACAAAUAAUAGUGUCUACUUGA
Mizuhopecten yessoensis (Yesso scallop) is the source of this 1621-nucleotide messenger RNA. RefSeq lists its product as uncharacterized. The record is from RefSeq and is a predicted model, not a curated record. NCBI's taxonomy places the organism in Eukaryota, Metazoa, Mollusca, Bivalvia, Pectinida, Pectinidae. The coding region runs from base 93 to 1127 and encodes 344 amino acids. The transcript has 3 exons.